Molecule: messenger RNA, 685 nt
Organism: Corythoichthys intestinalis (scribbled pipefish)
Lineage: Eukaryota; Metazoa; Chordata; Actinopteri; Syngnathiformes; Syngnathidae
Gene: rpl19
Product: ribosomal protein L19
Exons: 6
Coding region: 50-640 (196 amino acids)
Biological process (GO): translation
Cellular component (GO): ribosome; cytosolic large ribosomal subunit
Molecular function (GO): RNA binding; structural constituent of ribosome
Source: RefSeq, a predicted model, not a curated record
CAUUCCCGCUAGUCGCCGUAACCAGUCUUUUUCUAUCGAGGUAGCAGCCAUGAGCAUGCUCAGGCUCCAGAAGAGGCUCGCCUCCAGCGUGCUGCGCUGCGGCAAAAAGAAGGUCUGGCUCGACCCCAACGAGACUAACGAAAUCGCCAAUGCCAACUCUCGCCAGCAGGUGCGUAAAUUGGUGAAGGACGGCCUGAUUAUCCGCAAGCCCGUCACGGUCCACUCUAGGGCUCGAUGCCGCAAGAACACGUUGGCGCGCCGCAAGGGCAGACACAUGGGCGUCGGUAAGAGAAAGGGUACCGCCAACGCCCGCAUGCCCGAGAAGCUGUCGUGGAUGCGGCGUAUGAGGAUUCUGCGUCGCCUGCUGCGCCGCUACAGGGAGUCCAAGAAGAUCGACAGGCACAUGUACCACAGCCUGUACCUGAGGGCCAAGGGGAACGUGUUCAAGAACAAGCGCAUUCUCAUGGAGCACAUUCACAAGCUGAAGGCCGACAAAGCUCGCAAGAAGCUCCUAGCCGAUCAAGCCGAGGCCCGCCGUACCAAGACCAAGGAGGCCCGCAAGCGGCGAGAGGAGCGCCUCCAGGCCAAGAAAGAGGAAAUCAUCAAGAACUUGUCCAAGGAGGACGAGGGCAAAAAGUAAUCUCGUGUGUGGAAGACUGACCAUUAAAAAAUGUAUAUAAAUACA